AGCAGCUCCUGCAGACGUGCUCAGCUCCAGAAACUCUCGAGCUGAGCCUGUGUUGAACUUCCAGACGCGCUUGGCGCAGAUGUUUCCAGUUUUCCUCCUCGUCUGUUUAAUUUGUCCAGGAUGCGUCCAUCCGUUGGUGCCUGAGAAGAAGGGGAGGAUGGAGACGGACAGGAUGGACGUACAUCCAGCGAUAUAAAGGAUAUGUACAGGGCCAAAUCACUCCCAAUGCAACAUUUUAGCCCUGACAUACAUCUGGGAUGUGUUUCUACGGACAAACUGUAAAGUUUGACGUGAUGUUUAGCGAUGCAGCAGAGAGGACUGAAAGAAAUCCUGCAGAGUAGCACGCAAACCCAAAUCUGGUAAACGUCUCAGAGGUCUUUGUCAGUCUUGACCGGUGUCUAAAAAGCAGAAUGACCUGCAGCGGUCUCUUUUCCUACUCAAUACUUAACUGACGUCAGCGUCUUCAGAAGAUGCUGAGAAAGAUGGCGACCCUGAGGAGGAUCCUCCACGUGAAGGGAGAUGUGAUGUGCACAAUGCUGCUCCUGGUGCUGUUCUGUCUGCUGCUCUAUGCCCGCCAGGUCGUGCUCUCCUCUGGAUGGAACAGACCCGAGUUGAAGCUGGAAAUCCACGGCUCAACCAGCUCCAGCAGGACCCUUAAAGGCGCCAGCGGGGCCAAAGUAGGCCAGGAGUCUCCGACGUUACCAGCUGGCCCUUCGGAGCCACAGCUGCCUCCCUGCAAACCGCAGUCCAAGUCCAAACCUCCACAGUCCAAGUCCAAACCUAAGGGGAAAUCCAAGACACGACGGAAAAAUGCUGCACCGACUAAGACAGCAGGCAAGCCUCUGCCCACGAUGCCACCGUUUGACUUUGAGGGCUAUUUGAGAGAGAAAGACAACAGAGACUUCAAGCUGCUCGUAGACCAGCCAGAGAAAUGUCACAUCAGAGGAGCAGAAGAAGAAGAAGAAGGAGGAGGAGGAGGAAGUAAAGGAUCUGCACCCUACAUGCUCAUUGCGGUGAAAUCUGUCGCUGCAGACUUUGAUAAACGUCAGGUGGUACGCCGGACCUGGGGUAAAGAAGGACAUUUCCAAAACGGUGUCUCGAUCCGUACUGUGUUCCUGCUCGGGGUUCCGAGGAAUCGGACUGCUCUGCCUCUGUGGGACCGGCUCCUGACCUACGAGAGUCAAACCUUUAGAGACAUCCUGCUCUGGGACUUUGAAGACACAUUCUUCAACCUGACGCUGAAAGAAACGCAUUUUUUGAAAUGGGUCAACGGCAGCUGUCCUCACGUCAAGUUCAUCUUCAAGGGUGAUGCCGACGUGUAUGUUAAUGUGGAGAAUAUAUUAGAGAUGCUGCAAGGUCAAAAGCCAGACGAGGAUCUUUUUGUUGGUGAUAUUAUUUUCAAUGCUAAACCCAUUCGUCGGCGCAGUUCCAAGUACUAUGUGCCAGAGUUCAUUUAUGGAGUGGGUUUGUACCCGAAUUACGCUGGAGGAGGAGGGUUUGUCAUGUCAGGACAUACAGCUCGGAGGCUCAGCUCUGCCUGUCAACAGGUGGAGUUGUUCCCCAUCGACGACGUCUUUCUGGGAAUGUGCCUCCAGCUGAUCGGCGUCAAACCGUUGCGCCACCAGGGCUUCCGAACCUUUGGCAUCCCCCGACCUUCCGCGGCGCCCCACCUCCAGACGUUCGACCCCUGUUUUUACAGGGAGCUCAUGGUUGUUCACAGUCUCAGUGUGCCUCAGAUCUGGCUCAUGUGGAACCUCCUGCAUGACCCUAAACUGAGCUGCCACAACAGGACCAGCCCGACAACGUGGCCCUUUAAGUGGAGAGGGAGGAUGGUGGAAACGGAGGGAGAAGAGACGGACUAUGGCGAGAAGCAGGUGUUUGUCACGCAUUAGCGACUCUCUGCAGGGCAGAGUGGGAUCUGCGAGAGCUUUAGGGAGCCCAGAAUGGUUACAGGAUUCACAGGAUCCGUGGCCAACUUGAAAUUCUUGUGAUGCAUUCAAAAGCACAGUUGAGUCGUGUGAGACUUUAUCCAAGAUGGCAUCUCAUCUUUGGAGGAAAUGAAUUGGCAAGGGCCAAAUGUGAUUCAGAUUUUUCAGCCACGAAGCCAAAAAGAGAAUUUUAGGCUUUUGCCAUCUGAGCCCAUUGCGUGUCCACACAGUGUUUGUGAACACAGCAAGACCUUAAAUUUGCAAAGAAGAUGAGUGUGUGAUGAAGCUGAACAUCACUGGACGUUUGAAUGUGUAACCUUGAGAGUGUAUUGUGUUUUUAUUGUUUACACGGUGAAACAGAUCCACGACAAAAUGUGGUUAACUGGUUUAACCCCGCGUGCCGUCUGAUACCACGACAUCGCUAAUAUUCGGACUCUUAUUGGACCCGUGUGGACAGACUGGACUGCUAUUGACUGCGUGUGCUGCGCGAGUUUAAAGACAGCCAAGACCUUUUCAUGUUCUCAUCGUGAGUAACGAGCGGAGAUGUAUUUCACUUCCUUAUGAGAGAUGGACGGUCACAUUAUCUGUUCCCUGGAGGAACAACAGAUAAAGCCUUAAUGGGAAACAGCUGCACAGUGGGAACCAGCUGGGACCAUAACACACACACACACACACACAAAACCUCUCGCUGAAUGUUUGAAGAAAAGCCAGGCAUGUGUUCUUUCACGUGAACGCGUUAGUAAUUACUAGGAUUCGAUUUGUUUUCUUUGAUUUUGUUUUACUUUUUUGCUCUCAUCUGUUUUCAAAUGGAUUCGUGCAGAUCACCAUAUUCACUGAGAUGUAAACACAGGUGUGCGUCUAUUUGAGUGAUUGUGUGGCCAGUGUUGGGCCUGUCCACCAACAACUAUUGGAGGGAUUGUCAUAAAAUAUGAGAAAAGAACUCAGGAUCUUGUAGGAGAAAAGAUAUUUAGAGGACCUCAUAUCUUAGAAGAUACCAAAUAGAUUUAGCUCAAAGUCAAAUUUGAGUUUUAGGGUUGUGUAAGAAAUAAAAAGCUCUCCAUCUUUUGUUUCACAUCCACAUUUUUAUUGUUUUUUUUUUUUCAUAUCCUGGUUGCACACAGAGAAAAUGAACUUUGAUGUCAAUGAACAGUGAGCAUUUGAUUUCAUAAAAAGUCCAGAUGUAGCGUUGAAUAAGUUGUCGGAGAUCGCAGCAGCUCGUCUCAACAACCGUCAUCAAACACAGUCAAAAGUAAUUCGUCGGCGCGAAAGCUUUCAGUUAACAAAACCCUUCUCUUUGCACUACAUUGGUAUUGUUAUUGCCUUUUUUUUCCCCCCAGUGGACAUGCUGAAUAAAUCUAUUUCUUCAUACACAAAGUUAAAGUACUCAAAAUAUAAAAUGCCACAUUCCCAAUGAAUUUCACAAGUUUUAAUUAAGUAUAACUGCCCCAUUUCCAGAAAUGGGCUCCACAAAAAAAAUAAAAAUAAUAAUUGGGAGGAGAAUAAUCAAGAUGGGCAACAGAACAUAUCAAGGACAGACGAUACAAAGCGUUAAUAUGAGAUUAUCGUUACACGAAGCUGUCAGUUAAUAAAUUACAAGUAUCUGGUUUUUGACAAUCAUUCAUUCCUGCAUUCAAUUAAAUAGAAAACGAAGAAGAACAGGUGGAAUUUAAAAGCCACGCAGAUCUCUGGAUGAAAGUUCUCACUUAUUUUUCUAGCUUUAUUUUUUUUAUUUAGAAAAACAAGGAUGUGAUAUGUCCACCUGAGUUUGGGUGAGAUUAACUACCCAGCACCCUUUAUAGCUCCUCUGUCCGUGUCUCUCAGUAACAAUGCAUCAUCACGGCACUGACCGUCUGUGGCGCUGGGCUUACCAAAACUGGGUUAAUGCCUAGUAUCUUUUUUCUUCUUAUGUGUGUACUGUGCUGAAAAUAAAUGAGUGUUUAUGUUUUGUUUCUCCACAGAAGCAUCUUGUUUUGCUUUUCAUUCAGGGUUUCUGUUUUUUUUCAUAUCAUCUCUGACCCAUCUGCUUCCAAUCGAGCAGAGCUCAAGUUAGCCCUGAGAUCUUUUGGGGCGGUGACCAAUUCUUUCAAAUCGCGGAGCGAGAUAAAGAAGGGUUUCCUCUCCACAAAAUCUGAUACUACCGGCUAAAAUCACUGAUUUUUUUUGGGGUUGGGAUCAUGUUUUCUACACUGACUCUAAUGAGCUUUUAAGGGUUGUUUCAUGCAGACACACAUCAGAUAAACAGGACAAAGUACACAACAUAAUGUUGCUUAAGAAACCCACAAAAAGAACAACCCUAGUUUUGGUAAAACCCAACUCAACCUGCCGUUCUCUGCAGGUAACGAUGAAAACUAAAAAUGAGACGGCCAUGGUACCAUUUUAGCUCGAUGCUGAUGCUGGGUGACACGCACACACACAUACGUACUGUACACAAUGAUGCAGUUCAAAUGCAUUUUCAAAUUGUAUGUACAAGGAGAUUUUUUAAAACUUUUUUUCCAACAGAGGAGAUAGACAGAAGUCAAAGACAGGCUCGGUGGGAGAUGAGGCACAAUGUUCAACAGUUUUGUGUUUUUUUUUCUUCUUGAUUUUCUCGUAUACACUUGCACAAAAGCAAGCUGUAGGAAAAUGUUUGAAUAUAUAGCUUUUUUAUGUUAUAUUACAUCUGUUUUCCUCACUCAACUCCAGAUGUGGAUAAACCAGAACAGGAGUAGGGAACACGUUGUGUUUCCAAGUUCAUCAGACUCUUAAAAACAUCUUUAAACCUGGGAGCCCGAUAAGAAAAUGAGUUCAUUUGUUGGAAGCCAUCGUGAAACAUUACUCAAGCUUUCGGGAUCCCAGGUUACGUUCGUGCUCUCCUGUUUCCAGAAGCCACAUCACCUCACAUAGGGAGGGAGUCUGACUGCAAGAAAGCUGCAGCCAAAGAGAUUUUUCUAGUGUAAACAAGUAGACGUAUAAUCUAGCAACACGUCAACGCCAACUCCAAAUUAGAUUCUGUCCACUCUACAAAAACAACUCCACCAGAGCUAUCUUCCAGUCCGAAUGUGAGGAAGGAUUAUUGUUUUUCCCUGUCAGCUUCGUAUCCGACGCUGUUUCUGGGGCGGGAUCAAACACCCUGCAGUAGCAGUUCAAGCAGAGCUUAAGCAGGGCGAUCUACUGACACCCAACACUUCUGUGUACUUGCAGCCUUAGCACUGCACAAUAAAAAAAAAUAAAAAAAAGUUUCAAUACUGAGUGGUCUGGAACUGGACAAAAAAACAACAACAAGAAAACAAAAGACUUCCAGUGAUUGUUAAUGAGUCAGUAAUGAACAGAUGCCUCCUCCUGACUUUGAAGUCUAAUCAGAAUCAGAGAGGAAAAUAUCGAGAUCACUCAGCCAGCGCUCGAGUCAGUUGUGUCUGUGCCGAGCUAUUAAGAUCAUGUAAAUAAGAGCACACAACUAUUUACAGCAUUUGUACAUCAACAUCAACUCCAAACAUCAGGGCAACAAAAAACAAAGAAAAAACUCUUUCUGGGUGUUGGGGAGGGUUUAGUGAGGAUUUCUUCUAUUUCUUCUUUCUCUGUUAAAAACAAAUUAAAGCUGCUCUUUAAUGCGGUCUUCUCCUGCUCAUUUGUACAUUAGUAACUAUAUUAAAUGGGUUUUUAAGCCAAGGUAAACAAAGGCUAUCAUUUGUGAAUUGUUAACAAGAAAUAAACACGUGCCCUCACUUCCUUCGCGCUUGCUUUCUUCUAAUUUUCAUUCUUUGUUUGGUCGGUUGUUCCUUGUGGAUGCUGCUGGUCACAAGCUAACUCACAUUUUCAUGCCAUUUGGGAUAAAAAUCGAUCAAUUAAUCAACUAAUUUAGUCAGGAUUGUUUUUUAAAAGGACACGCGGUAGCUACUAAUUAAAAACAUAGCAAAACAAACAAUAAAAUACCACAGUGACGCUUCAAACUGCCACGUCAACGUUACAGAAGAAAAAUCAAAAAUUAAAAGACACCUGCAUGCAGCCAACUCUGCAUUUUGUGUUCUUACUGUAAUUUUCAACAUUCUGCCCGUUACCUUCACACAUGUUGAUACAAACAAUCAGAAAUUCAGCAAUAGAGAAAAUAAAAAACAAAAAACAAAUGGCAUUUGUAUCAAGGGACAAUAAAAGAGAAUAUGUCUAUUAAAAUUAAUACAGUUUAUUCAAAUGCUUACGAUUAAAAAUAGUUUUAAAUCCAUACAUCAGGAGGGAGAUGCAAAGAAAUGUCACGAUGAAGGAAUGAUGUUCUUACCCCAUUUCCUAAAGAAAUGGGUUCAAAUGUACUGCAAGAGAAAUAACGGUAAUUCUUUAAAUUGCAGCUCUCUGAUGACAAUAACCACUGCACGAGAGACACUCACAGGAGGGGCGACGCUAGUUAUUACUGCUGUUAAAGUGUCUCCGGAUGUAACCGGGCUGAUUGCUUUCACAGAAGUCAGCUAUUCACAUGUUAAGUGUAAUUACUGUAAGCACUUUGCAGAAACCAGGAGCUGAAUUUUAGAGGAUUUACCACGACGACGAGGUGGCGGGGGCAAAAAGAUGCAAGACUCAAAACGCAGGCUGUCGACAUAGUGACUCUCUGGACAGGACAGGUUUGGACAGGAGAUUACAGUGAUAACGUCAGCAGAUCAAAUGAUAUCAUCCUGAAACAUCUUUGGCUAUAGCGUUUGGCAAUUCAAACAAAGAAAUAAACGCGGACUCUGCCGAGGGAUGAAUUGCAAUGCGUCGAUCGGAUGAGGAGAUGAAGAAGCACAGAGGAAAAGAAGAGUGUAACAUAUGACUAUAUACAUACACCAUGGGAGGACCUGUCUGUCCAAAACACACACACACACACAUAUAUUCACUCACACACACUGCUGUCUCUCCAAAUGUCUCCUUAUAUCCACCUCUGAGGAUAGGGCACAGUCAAUCAAGUAAAAAAGGUGUGUAUUAGUGCAAAUGUAAAAAAAAAAAAA
Molecule: messenger RNA, 6877 nt
Organism: Larimichthys crocea (large yellow croaker)
Lineage: Eukaryota; Metazoa; Chordata; Actinopteri; Sciaenidae
Gene: b3gnt9
Product: UDP-GlcNAc:betaGal beta-1,3-N-acetylglucosaminyltransferase 9
Exons: 8
Coding region: 471-1892 (473 amino acids)
Biological process (GO): protein O-linked glycosylation; poly-N-acetyllactosamine biosynthetic process
Cellular component (GO): Golgi membrane
Molecular function (GO): UDP-glycosyltransferase activity; hexosyltransferase activity
Source: RefSeq, a predicted model, not a curated record